Messenger RNA from Hyposmocoma kahamanoa, 2230 nucleotides. Its product is annotated as protein FAM161A. The coding region runs from base 1 to 2184 and encodes 727 amino acids. Gene Ontology annotation, cellular component: cilium. The transcript is spliced from 6 exons. The record is from RefSeq and is a predicted model, not a curated record. Lineage: Eukaryota; Metazoa; Arthropoda; Insecta; Lepidoptera; Cosmopterigidae. Gene Ontology annotation, biological process: cilium organization.
AUGACCCACAACUGCAGUGUAUUUAAAAACGCUUGUUUAAAGGUACCAGUUGACCCGUUCACUAAAAUGCCGAAAACUGCAUAUGAGCGCAAAGAUAAAGCUGUCAAAGAGCAAAGUUCUAUUGAUUCUGUUUCUACAACAUAUUCUGUGUCUACAGCAGACAUUGAUGCCGAAAAGCUUAAGGAUUUUUACCGCAGUAUACCGGAUUACAAUGACAUUAACCACUUACCAGAAGACCAGUUUUACUCGACACUGAAAUCAUUGAGAGAAAAAAAGCAAAUCAUGUUUCGUGUUGCCGUGGAACACAUCGACGAAUGUGAUAAACAUGGGAAACCCAUCGAAAGCAUAUUAGUUAAAACAAGUAUUAGAGAUAAAGCGGCGAAGUGCAGAACUAACUCGACAUUGAGAAAUAAAUAUUCAGCUCAAAAUAAAGACAAUGGUGCAGAAAGGCUUAAAAGCGAUUCAGGAAAAAUGUCAAGUGACCCCGUACUUUCGUCGACAAAGGUCAUAGGUGCAACUUCUAAGAAACAUUCACGCAAAAUUGCAGGGUCCACAGACACCAAUAAAUACGUUGAAGAUAAUUUCAAAUUAACUCCAGAAAUAACGUCGCUAAGCAAAGAAAAUGUUAGAACUGAUCGGCCGAAGCGAAUCCAAUCGGCUUGUUCCAUAUCAUGGAGCGACGCAAAGAUAGAAAAAACGGACAUCGAUCAUAAGUUUGACGAGUUCUUCGACGGUAGAAAAUACACGACUACUUCAAAAGAUAAUUUUAAAACACAGAGCAUGCCUUCAAGUCCAUUAAGGCUACAACGAUCUCCAAUUCGGAGACGAAAAAGUAUGACUAUACCUAAGCCGUUUAAAAUGACUGAGAGAGAUGAAGAUGAACGCUUAGUAAACGAACUUCGUAGUCUGCGCAAAUCGUUUUCUGAUGACAUGCUGCAUCAAAAACUGGAGAGACGCCAGUUCAAAGCGAAUCCUGUGCCCAUUGAGUCUCGGAUUCCCCUCUAUGACAAGAUCCUCGAGGACCAGGCCAUGAGGAGAGCAAUUACCAAGAUGAACAGUGAAGCUGAACUACGAGCUCAGAUGAAGCCUUUUAGCUUUACAAAACGAGAGGAAAAAGGUCUGAGCACCGUGUGCGACAGAGCCCUCACCGUCCUUCCAAAAGGCAAAAAGAAGAAACGUUUCAAGGCCAGACCUUUUCCGAAAAAUUUAUUCUCCAAUUAUUUUUAUGAUAAAAUGAAAGAAGAUGAAUUCUUUCGGAGUAUGAACAGACGCAUCCGAGCUGAAGAGAUGCUUCGCACAGCUAAAAUGCCAGGCACGAUGGCAAUACGUGACCGGAGUCGGCUUUCAACCCCUGCAGCUCAUAGCGACUUGCCUAUAGAUCCAUCUCCUAUUGUCCCUUCCCCUACGUCAUCUGAUAAACAUCGAUCUCCCAGCCCACGUAAAGGGAAGAGGCGCGAUAAGGCUCCUAAAGAAGAGUUUAUCACGACCAGUCCCCAACCUUUUAGGUUUAGCACUGCUGAUAGAGCUGCUAAGAAGAUGGCAGAUAUAACAAGAAAAAUUUAUCAAGAAAGUAAGAGUUCAGACAGUACAGGAUUGAGAGAUCCUGGAAGUCGUGUAUAUUCUGCCAUGGAACUACGAGCAGCAGCAUCAGGGAGGUCUAAUCUAGCUGCCUUGUUAAGGGCUGAAGCAGUAAGGAGAAGGUUUGAAUUGGAACAGACCAGAAGGUUGGAUGAGCAACAACGAAGAGCGGAACUUCGACACAGAGAUCGCCUUCUGCGCUCUAAGCCUGCAUGGCAUCUUGUGAAAAACAAUCACGAAGAAGACAUCGCGAUGCGGUUACAAACGAGACGAGAUGAAGAAAGAAUGCGGCGUGAAGAGUUUCUUCAUGAAAUGGAACUCAUGUAUAGCAGAGUCCAGCAACAACCAAUGCUCUUUGAGAGGUAUUAUGCACCUCGCUCUCAUUCAGCACCAAUGGAUUCCUUACAACUAUCACCACGGAAAACAAAGAAACGCAGCUCUAGGAAAAACUACCUCUUUAACAGCCCUAACCAAUCCCGAAAGGUGUCAAUAAAUGAUACUGCAGAAGCUUUUAACGGAGAUGUAGCUGAAUACCUGAAUAGAAUUGAAAAUGACGAUUUGUCUGAUUCAGAAGUAGGCAUUGAUACUGGUAGAGGAAAAUUGUAAAUCUCGAAAUGUGUUUGGACGUACCAUAUUAGUUUAAUAUAAUAAA